UCGCAUUCUAUCCGCAACCAUACCUGUUCGACAAGUCAAUUGCUCUUGUUGCGUUGACAACUGCAAUUGACCCAGAGCUGUGCAUCAACCUUGAAAGCAAACUGUAAAAUCACCCAGCUUUGUCGUUAUGCUCCGAUCGUCACGCAUCAUAUCGGCAUUUGGCCGUCAACAUUUUAUGCACGCAUCAAUCGCUCCGUUGCGGUCGAUGUCACCGUUGACUCUGGUGGUCGCCCGGGCCAUCUCCACUGGAAUGCAAACACGCAAUUUCAGCAAGAAGACUUCACGGGAUGAAAGUAUUAUUCCGGGAGUCCGUUCCGAAUACGGAUCCCUCGGAGAUCUACCGUCUCCCUCCAAAGCUGCCGCGCCUUGGCAAGCCGAACACAACAUCGACGUUCAACGUGUCACUCAAAAAGCUAUGGUAUAUGAGCUGUGCCAGUCGCAAACUCGAACAAUCGAAGAAGUGGUUCCGUGGUUUUUGGAGAACAUGCCGACUUCGUAUUUUCGGCAAGUUCCCGAACGCUUUCGGAUGGAUCACAUCAAAGCAAUUGCGGCCGUCAAAGAUGCGAAUAUGGACUUGUACUUGAACUUGCAGUCGCAUUUACCGGAUGGUCGUCAGGUCUUGACUUUUAUUCGCCCCGGCACACAAUCGGGUACUCUUGUCAAAAUGGUGCAGGAGCUCCCCUGGCGACAGAGCGCGGCCGACUAUGUUCCGCUCUCACGCAUUCAUGUGUUUUCCACAAGGGACGACGCUAUGAGUCUCAACAUGUUUGUCUACGGUACAAAGCCUCCGGGAUCGUUGGUCCAUGAGACGGGCGCAUCAAUCAUUGACUAUGCUGAGCAAGUCAACGAUGGCAGUAUUGUCGAUGAUAGGGGCGAGUUGAAGCCAUCACCAGUCUUUGAACGCGGAGCCAUGAUUGAAUACCUGCAAAACUGCAGUGAGAACUACAUCAAUAUUGGUGUAAAUGAUCCCCGGCGCUUCCUCAAUCAGAGAUUGUUAUUUGCGCAAGUUUCUGGAUCGGAAGGUACAGCGGUCCAGAUUGAUCCCGUCGAUACGGAGAACGGAGGGCACUACUGGGUUGACAUGGCGGUGGCCAAUUCAUUACCGCAAGUAGCCUUGGAACACUUGUCACGAUUGCUGUAUGUCCACGAUUUUGACGUGACACGAGCGAGGCUCGAUGUGAUUCCUGAUGGCAAGAACGGAAAUAUUACCAUGUUGCGAAUGCUAGUUUCGCCAUGCAAUAAAUCGCCAGUACUACCAGAAACGUUGGAUCUCCUUGCCUUGGAACUCAAGCGCGUCAAGUGGUUGGAUCCGGCUACUAUAACUCUGGUCUUUGAGAAAUAUCCACACAUGAGUGUCGCCAUCGGCGAAACUAUUACAGCGCUUUGCUCGUUGAUGCAUCCCAUCAUGACCAAGUACAAUGCAGUCGCCUACAGCAAGGCCAAUAUUUACGAAACCUUGACUAGCGAGCGUUUCAUUCCGCACGCCGAAGCGAUUGCAGAUAUGUUUCUUGAUCGCUUCAACCCCCAUAAUCCUCUAUCGAACGCAGACUUUGACAACCGCUGCGACACAAUUCUGAAAGCGGUUGAUACCGAUGUGGAAGACACAGUCGCCACGGAAUUGCUGGAAAAAAUGAUCGACGUUGUGAAGCACACGCUGCGCACAAAUGUUUACCUGUCCGACCGUUAUGCGCUGGCCCUGCGAUUAGAUCCCCGCAUCAUGGUACCGCCAGGUGGCGAAAAUAAGGAGCUUCCCUAUGGUGUCUUUUUUACGCAUGGUCGUCGCUUCAACGGGUUCCAUGUUCGCUUCCGCGAUAUUUCUCGCGGCGGCAUGCGUUUGGUGACUCCUCGUAGCCCAGAGCAGUUUGCCUUGGAAUCGGCUCGCCACUACGAUGAAUGUUACGGCCUAGCCUUUGCUCAACAGCUCAAGAACAAAGACAUUCCCGAAGGUGGGUCCAAGGCUGUAUGCUUGAUCAACACUAACGGAAUGUCAGAUUCCGGGAAAAACUUUGUCAUGCGGAAAAGUGUAAAGGCUUUUACCGACUCGAUUCUUGAUCUCAUUGUGGAGACGGAUGAAACGAGAAAGAACAUUGUGGACUUGUUUGGUAAAAAGGAAGUGCUCUAUCUCGGGCCAGACGAGCAAGUAAUUCCGGACGACAUUAACUGGGUUAUUAAACGAGCUGGCAUGAGAGGAUAUCAGACGCCGGCAGCUUUCAUGAGUAGCAAACCUCGCGCGGGGAUCAAUCACAAGGUAUAUGGAGUAACAAGCGAAGGCGUCAACGUUUAUCUAGAUGUUGCUUUGCGUCACACGCUUGGAAUCAACCCGAAAGAUGCCCCAUUCACGGUGAAGAUUACGGGUGGACCCGAUGGCGAUGUCGCCGGCAACGAAAUGAAAAUCAUGAUGCGCGAAUACGGAGACAAUGCCAGGAUUGUCGGGAUUGCGGACGCCUUUGGCUGCGCGGAGGAUCCCAGGGGCUUAGACCAUGGCGAGCUAGAGCGGCUCGUUACUGGAACCAUGAGUAUUGUCCACUUUGAUGCUUCGAAGUUGAGUGCUGACGGAGUUCUCCAUACCUGCGACACAGAAGCUGGUACGAAAGCGCGAAACACCAUGCACAAUCGCCUCGUGACGGAUGCAUUUGUCCCUUGCGGAGGCCGGCCUGGUACAAUUGACAGCACCAACUACAAGCAGUUCCUCCAGACUGAUGGCUCACCCUCGAGCAAGCUUAUUGUUGAAGGUGCCAAUCUAUUUAUUACUACUGAAGCACGUCAAGCUCUUUUUGACGAGGCAGGUGUAGUGAUCGUGAAGGACUCAUCGGCAAAUAAAGGUGGUGUCAUAACGUCUUCCUACGAAAUCUGCGCUGCAAUGCUCUGCACGGAAGAGGAAUUCUUCGACAAUAAGACUCAGAUUGUGAGCGAAGUCCUGGAUAAAUUGCGGGGUCUUGCUAAGCUCGAAGCCGAGCUUUUAUUCCGAGAAUUCGAGAACUUCGGUGGUUCUCUACCAGAAGUGAGUCAAAUUAUAAGCAAUUCAAUCAAUGCCGCGACAGAUGCUCUGUCGGUAGCUUUAGACACAUUGUCGGAAGAGGAGCGCGAGUCUCUCCUGCCCCUGUUCCGUGCUCAUCUUCCCAAGACGUUGGCCGACCUUUCCUUUGAGCACGUCCACGAUCGUGUCCCUGAGCAAUACAUCAAGAAUGCAAUUAGUUCUUGCCUUGCAUCAAAGAUUGUUUACAAGGAAGGAACCAGGUUCAUCUCCUCGCAAAAGCCCGACAAGCUUGCGGCUAUAGCUCUCAAGUAUAUUCACAAGGAAAAGGAGGUGGCUGAUUUGAUGGAAUCUCUAUCGAGCAGUGAGUUUCCGGAGAAUGAAAAGAAGAAAAUUCUGUAUUUAUUAGAGCGCGGAGGCGCGCGCACAGCGCUUGAAGCCCUUUAGACAGUAGUGACUGGUCCAUGUAUUCGAACAGUGCCAAAAGAAGAUCUUAAACACUUCUAGGUUUGUAGAUGUAUGGUAAC
This is a messenger RNA of Phaeodactylum tricornutum CCAP 1055/1, 3501 nucleotides long. RefSeq lists its product with no specific name. Gene Ontology annotation, biological process: L-glutamate catabolic process. The record is from RefSeq and is a predicted model, not a curated record. Gene Ontology annotation, cellular component: mitochondrion. The transcript is spliced from 3 exons. NCBI's taxonomy places the organism in Eukaryota, Bacillariophyta, Bacillariophyceae, Surirellales, Neidiaceae. The coding region runs from base 128 to 3421 and encodes 1097 amino acids. Gene Ontology annotation, molecular function: L-glutamate dehydrogenase (NAD+) activity.